Molecule: messenger RNA, 363 nt
Organism: Penicillium antarcticum
Lineage: Eukaryota; Fungi; Ascomycota; Eurotiomycetes; Eurotiales; Aspergillaceae
Product: glycoside hydrolase family 134 protein
Exons: 2
Coding region: 1-363 (120 amino acids)
Source: RefSeq, a predicted model, not a curated record
AUGCAGCUUCUUUCUAUCUUUAGCGCUUUGGCCCUACCACCUGCAGUUAUCUCGUCCCCAAAGACAGGAUCCAGUCUUGCUGCCUGCGAUGAUGAGCGAGGAAACUACGUUAUUUCUGGUCUCGGGGCUCGUAAGCAACAGGUCAUUGGUGCAGGUGGCAACACCCACAACCUUGCUAUUGCGAUGUUGGAGACAGACAUCAUGACUACCGAUUACACAUACGGUAACGGAAAGACUGGUGAUGCACCAACUUUGGAAUGUUCAAGCAAAAUCCGUACAUGUUGCACACCUCUGCGUCUGAGUUCUUGGGGGUUCUUGGGCAAGAGUGCCAGCCGGUUUCCGAAGGCGCGAUUCUCAAGUUAG